AAUCCACCUCGUGAUCCAACAAGGUCUUCUGGUUUUGGUUUCAAAUUGUCAGCAUUGUGUUUGAUCAACUUAUCGACGUCGUGUGAUGGAAGGAACUACGUAUAGGCCUUUGCUCCAAUUUCAAACGUAUUUUCAGAAUGUAAGCGAAUUACGAUACUUUAUACUGGCUCUUGUCGCAAUCCUAUGUACCAUUUACAUUCAGAGGAAACGACGACAAAUUAAAUUGCCGCCUGGCCCACCCAGUCUACCUUUGUUGGGGUCUAUUCCUUGGAUCAACCGUGAAAAUCCAAUUAAAUCAUUUACACAAUGGCAGAAACAAUACGGUUCUAUUGUCUCGUUCUACAUAGGCUCAAAGCGACAUAUAGUAGUGAACGACGCAAAGCUAGCCCGAGAGUUACUAAUAAAACACGCAGAUGUAUUUUCAGAAAGACCCGAUAUUGCAGGUGCCCGGUUAUGUUUUGGAGUAGAAGGUCAGGUUCAAGAUGAGAUUGAUAAUGCCGUUGGAGAGCGCCCUUUGAGAACAUUAGACAAACUAAAAGUUCCGUAUUUUGAAGCAACAAUUUGCGAAGUUCAACGACUGGGAAACAUUGUGCCUGUGCUCAUACCUCAUCGUACCAGCUCAGAUUUCGUCGUAAAUGGAUAUGACAUUCCAGGAAAUACAGAAUUUAAUGUCAACUUAGCAUUCGUCCACACGGAUCCGAAAUACUGGAAAGAUCCCUUUGAAUUUAAACCGGAGAGAUUUAUGGAUGCUGAUGAGAAGACGUGUAAAAAAGGAGACGCGUUUAUGCCAUUUGGUUUAGGUCGACGGGCCUGUCUGGGUGAGAGCUUAGCUAAAAUGGAAAUUUACAUAUUUAUGGCAAGUCUUCUACAGCGUUUUACGUUUGAACUGCCAGAAUCGAACCCUCGGCCCAGCUUUGAACCAAUGACUGGCGUCACACAGAGUCCAAGGUACUUCGAAGUUGUAGCUAUGCCCCGAUGAACUGUAGGCCUAUAGUUUAAAAACGUAGCUGGAUUUCACAAGUUGUAUUUCUUCCAGUUUCUGACGGGGUUUUCCAUUUUUAAGUAUAUAGUUAUAGUACCGUAUUAUGUCAGUUAAAUUAAGGCAAUAAAAUAGUUUUUCACACCAGUUACUUUCAGGUCAUUGUCUCGAACUUUCUUUAGCUGAAUGAAAUUGACAUGACUGUGACCGAUUAUGUAAUAGGGUGACGUAUGCGCACUGCACUGUAAUGUUGCAGAUCGUCUUCCCAGCAUGGAAAAUGGUCAUCAAAUGACGACCAUAAGUACUGUUGUCACUCUUCUUAUCCAACUUUUCGUUUCUGGGCCAGUAAAUAUAAAUGUUGUAUAAAGUGAUCCAUACAUAAAGUAUGUUUCAAAUUGUUUAUUGUACUAACGUUUUCGACCACAUGUUAUCAGGUAAUUAAUAAUAUAAUGAAUAUGCCCCAUGCGGCACGCCCCGCUACUUAAAUAAAUAAAUUACAACCUUAAGCUACAUUUACACUGUACACGAUAACGACACGACAAUGAUAAAAAUGCGAUCAGUGUGGAAGAAUAUAAAAGACACGAUAUGUGGUUGUCGUGUCGUUAUCUAGUGUAAAUCGAGCCUAAGUUAUAGGCUAUUUAUUUUGAAUACAUCUACUCUAUGAUACUUAACUAAUUAUGACAGAUUUUUCAUAACUGAUACUGAUGCUCUGUAUUAAAUUGAUUUAAAAAAAUACAACCGAAUAAAUAAAUUUAUUAGGCUUAGUUAAUGCGCAAUGAAGAAAUAUGCUUCUUAUUAAUGCUAUGAACACCAGUAAUUACCUUAUGAGUAGGAUUAAAUCCAGGUUUCCAUAAAAUCGUUACAUUAUCGCUAUAGUUCCCGACGCAGUCGGGAGGGCUCCUCGAUACGACCACGACUAACCAAGAAGUUAUAAAUAAAUACCUUAUUUUAUACCACCUUGGACCAACCAAUCAACAUCACCAAAAGCCGUCGGCGAUAGCGUGUAGCGAUUUUAUGGAAACCAGCAUAACUGGUGUGUGAUAGCUCCUUUCUAUGCCUUAAAUAAUACCCAUAUUAUGAAAUUGUUCCUUGUAAUGUUGUUUAUUCAUUUACUAGCAUUUUUCCUACUGGCAUUAUUCCUGUUCUACAUUAAUAUGAACAUAGGAAGUUCGUUUUUUAUGCAUUCGGAUGCUGUCCAAAAAAGUGUGUGUAGGAUGUAGGCCUAAUACCUACUACUAUGUCGAUGGAACUACAACCUUCAAGUUUUAUUUGUAUCUCACUUUUGAAACAGUAACACUCAACAUUUUUUUUUUUUGGUGCAUUCAGUAAAAAAUACAAACAUAUAAAAGUACAAUAUAAAAAGUUACCUAUGGACUACUUAGAACAAAAUUACAUAAAGUCCCCUACCCUGCACCCCACCCCGGUCAAGAAUUAUUGUAAGUUACAGUAUAUUGAAAUUAAAGGUACACAUCAAUAUAUCAAGCAUAGAUUUACCAUGGUAGUUAUACAAAUUUUAAAAUAUGAACAGAAAUAAACUAACAGUCUUAAAAAUUUACGCAGUUUAGUGGCGAAUGAGGAUUAUUUUAACAUCUGGCACCACAAGACGUCUGCUUCUCAAACCCAGGAAAUGGUGUACAAUAAGUUGACAGCUCUGUUUAAUAAAACAGAUCAAAAUUUGUCAGCGA
This is a messenger RNA of Anneissia japonica, 2664 nucleotides long. RefSeq names its product cytochrome P450 2U1-like. The coding region runs from base 86 to 979 and encodes 297 amino acids. Gene Ontology annotation, cellular component: intracellular membrane-bounded organelle; cytoplasm. The transcript is spliced from 4 exons. Lineage: Eukaryota; Metazoa; Echinodermata; Crinoidea; Comatulida; Comatulidae. Gene Ontology annotation, molecular function: oxidoreductase activity, acting on paired donors, with incorporation or reduction of molecular oxygen, reduced flavin or flavoprotein as one donor, and incorporation of one atom of oxygen; iron ion binding; heme binding. Gene Ontology annotation, biological process: xenobiotic metabolic process. The record is from RefSeq and is a predicted model, not a curated record.